Bufo bufo (common toad) is the source of this 4033-nucleotide messenger RNA. It is a transcript of the gene CCDC57, whose product is annotated as coiled-coil domain containing 57. The coding region runs from base 146 to 3163 and encodes 1005 amino acids. The record is from RefSeq and is a predicted model, not a curated record. Lineage: Eukaryota; Metazoa; Chordata; Amphibia; Anura; Bufonidae. The transcript is spliced from 20 exons.
GCAGCUGAGCGGCGCGAGGCCCGGGCCGAACACGGUUGCCAUAGAAACGAGGCCUAGGUUGCUGAAGAGAAUGCGAUCGGCGCGUGACUGAAUGAACUUCUAUAAAAAAUUGCAGUUCGGGAUCUGAGCGACGAGGCAGUGCACAAUGAUGCCAGGAGAGGCCGAACUAAGCGACCUGCUCGCUAAGAAAGAGCAAGAAUGGAAGGAGCUCCAGCAGCGACAGAUCCUCAUCCUCCAGCAAAACCUGAAAGACGCCCUGAAAGAUCUCCAAGAGCAGAAGGAGAAAUUCACCAGGUUGAAGAAGGAUUUCACCCACAACUUGAAGGUGCUGGGCGAGAGGGACCGGGAUCUGGAGCAGUAUGAAGUCAUGUACAACCGACUGAAGGUCCUGGAGAACACAAAGCAGUCUGAGAUCAGCGACUUAAAGAUCCAGAUCGAGAAACGUCGGCAGGAGGGCCUGAGAGAGAAGAAGAAGUAUGACGAUCUCCAGAGCCACCACCAGCGCAGGGUGAAGGAGCACCAGCUGGAUCUAGAGCGGAUAAGCAGCUCCAAAAAUGGCGACAUCGAUCGUCUUCGAGAAGAGUAUGAAAACGUGAAGCGUCAGCUGGAAAGGAAAAUUGAGGAGGUGCAAGGAGACCUGAGCCUGCAGAGACAGGAAUUGUCUUGGGAGUUUGAUUGUGAAAUGAAGAAACGUGAGCACGAGUUUCGUCUACGUCUCGAUGAGAUGAACACUGUGGUUCUUUCCCAUGAACUCAAGGUGAAGUUACUGACAAAAGAGUUGGAAGUUAUGAGGGAAAUGGAACUGAACGGCGCAGAAACAAUUCAGGAAGCCGAGUCCACCAACCAGAGACUGCAAGAAGCUCUAAAGCUAAAGGAGUUUGAAAUCAAGGAGCUAUCAGCAGUAAAAGACGCACGAAUAAAAGAAGUGGAAGAGACGCUGACGUCCUUGCAGCGUCAGAUGAAAAAGCAAGAGGAGACGUUUCAGAGAAAACAUGUGCAGCUAGACCGGCUGGCUCGCGAGAAGGAGUCGGCGCUGGGAUCUAUGAAGGAAGUGCACGCUGAACGGGUACAGCAGCUGGAGCAGCAGAUGACGGAGUUGCGGGUGUGCGUGGAAACCAUACAGGCGGAGCGGCAAAGAGCUCAGUGCAGCCAGCAAGCAACGCUAGCGGAAAAAGACUACGCCAUUGAGAAGUUGAAAGAUGAAGUAGCCACGCUGAAGAACGGCUGGGAUUCGUAUGUUACCCAGGUAUCUAAAGACUCUGUGACGAAAGACCUCCAGAUUCAGGCCUUACAAGAAGAAGAGCAGAAGAUGAAAGCUGAGAUCACCAGAUACCAGAAAGACAUUGAGAGGUACCAGCAGCAGCUGGCAUGUUCACUGGAGCGUGAGAGGAUUUUGGAGCAGGCCAGGGUGCAGGUUGAAUUGGACUGGCAGAAGCGCUGUGAGAUGGCAGAGAAAGCCCAGUACCAGAGAUCCGAGGAGCUUAUAGAAAACCUCAGUAAAGCCAAGGAACAGUUAGAGGCUGAUACAAAGGAAAAGGAUCGGAGACGGAAUGAUCUGCAGCUGCUGGUGUCCACCCUGUCCUGGGAGCGGGAUCAAGCCCUGAAGAUGACAAGUAAAUCCCCAGGAGAACAGACACCGGGAACGGUGCCAGACUUUGCUUCAAAGGAAAUUCAGAAGCUGCAAGAGCAAAAUUCCGAGCUACGGGAAGUGAUAGGUCAGAUGAGAAAAGAGAUGGAGUCUUUAUGUGAGCAGAUGUCUCCACCACCUCCUGAAGGCACAGAACCUCCAUCUAGUAAGCCCGCAGAGAAUGCGGUCACCGCGGAUUAUGUGAGGUCACUUGGGGUGGAGAUCAAAGAUCUAAAGCAGAAGAACCGAUUGACCGAGGAGAAGCUUGAGGAGACUCUGUCACUGAAGAACAAUCCUCAGCUGCCUUCCACAGCAAAACCAGUUUCUCCAGACAACGUCUACAUCCAAAGCCACAUUAGCAGUUUGAAUGAAACCAUUGGCGCGUUGAGAGCUGACAAGGUUGCAUCAGCUGCGGCUUCUAAGAAACUGGAAGCAAGAGCCGCUCACCUCGAGUCUCUGGUUACAGAAGUCACUCAGAAGGUCCAGCAGAAACAGGCAGAAAUCGAUCAGCUGCAGUUCCAGUUGAACAGCGAGACGCGUCACAGCCGAUCCACCAUCUCCAGCCUGCGGCAGAGGCAGGCCGAACUAGAAAUGCAGCUGACUGAGGCUCGCAAAGAGGCAGAGGAAUUUUUUAAAGGGAACUUAAAGCAAAACCUGGAAGCAGUGGAACUUGGAAAUGAGGUUUCGGCACUGAAGCUGGAGCUGGCCAGUCAGCGGGUCCCGGUGGUCCUCAGCGAGACAGCAACUGUAAAGGAACUUCGGGAAGAGAACCUGACCCUUCGGCAGCAGCUGGUGGCCCUCACGUGCCCAGGUGGUGGUCCUACUAACCCUUACAUGCUAAGAAACAAUCUGAAGGAAGCUGUGAAGAAAAUAUCUCAGCUGAGUUUGGAGAAACAGCAGCUGAUUGACAUGGGGAACAGACUGCGGGCAGAACUGGCGGGGGCAGAAGGAAACACUUCAAAGGCUUCUGUUCCUCCUGUUGUCCAGACUCCUUCUAAACUUCAGGCAGCAGAAAUGCAGAAUCGCCUGUCAGCGCUAGAGGGUCUACAGUACCAGCUCACCUCUCAGGAGCUACAAUUCGCUCAAUACCAGAAAGCGCCCAGUCCUCCUGCCAAGGAUCGCAUCACUACAGCAGCCAAAAUUAAAGGGCACGGCGACAGGUCUGAGGCUUUAGCUGCAAUGCAGCCUUCGACUUCUGAAUCUACACGUAAAGAGAACGUCACUCCAUCACCACGUGGACGUCUCGGCUCUAGGUCCAAUCAGUCAGGGGCGUCUUGGGUUGAUGGAGAUUCAUCUAUACAGGAGGUCUGGAAAAUCCUAGAUAUGGGGUCAAGUCCGUCACUGAUGAGCUCCCAAGAAGAGGCACAACAAGUGACCACAUCAAGAAGUCAUCCAGGAUCGGGGAAUCAAAAUACAAAACCAUCUUCUUUGAGGAAUCGUUCCGAGAAGCCCGCCCAGCCGUUGAAUACCAGAAAGACAAAAGGCAGAGGAUUGCACAACACCCCCAAAAUUCGGAACUACAACAUACAAGACUGAUUUAAGUUCUCACCAUCUCUUUUCACCUUGAGAAUUGCUGGGCGUAAAAGUGGUGGUGCCCAUCAAUUAUACAUGAACCAGCCUUUCUGCAGAUGGGUGACUCUGGCGAUCUCGGAGCAUUUGGUUUGGACCUUCUGUUGGCAGUUGCAUCAUAUUUGACCAUAGGAUUAAUGUUUCUGUUCUUGCCCUUAAACCAAAGACAUCCCAACAGACUCCACUGAAAGUCAGUGUGGUCACAUCAGGUGCUGGUAUCUGCUUCACAACUGACCUGACGGAGCAUUGUGCUUCCUGUUGUCAGCCAUGAUGCGCCGGUACACUCGGCUGCUUUUGCCACAUGGCCAAAACUGGUAACCGUUUUACUACUGAUUUCCAUGUGCUUACCACGUACUUGCCACACUGCCGCAUAGUGCAUUGUAAAACCACAGCAAUUUGUGAUGACCUCUAUGACACAAACGACUAUGUGUACUGGCAUCCUUGGUUACUUACGUUGAUUUUGAUGGCCGUCUUACAAUUCCGUACAAGCUCAUUGCUGUAUGGAACUCUAAUAAGACGCCCAUAGAUGUCCAUGUGCCAUACUGUACUUUGACGUCUUAUGGAGGCAUACCAAAAGAGUACAUUUACAUUUUUGAUGCUGUCAUUGAAUGGAGCUAAACAGCGCUGACUCCCAUUGAAAACGAGAUACAGACACCAUGUGGCCACCACCAGAAUUUUGGCGCAGGGUCCAUAUCCAAUUCUGGUGGCUGCCGUGUGAACGUCCUCUUAGGCCUCAUUCACACGAGCGUGACUGAUUGGCCCUGGAGGCGGUCCGGAUGCCUUCAGUGAAACUCGCACCAUUUUACAAGCCAGUUCAGUCAGUUUUGUCUGUUUUUG